Alosa alosa (allis shad) is the source of this 1791-nucleotide messenger RNA. It is a transcript of the gene dyrk4, whose product is annotated as dual-specificity tyrosine-(Y)-phosphorylation regulated kinase 4. Gene Ontology annotation, molecular function: protein serine/threonine/tyrosine kinase activity; ATP binding; protein serine/threonine kinase activity. The transcript is spliced from 13 exons. Bases 163 to 1533 code for a protein of 456 amino acids. Gene Ontology annotation, cellular component: nucleus. NCBI's taxonomy places the organism in Eukaryota, Metazoa, Chordata, Actinopteri, Clupeiformes, Clupeidae. The record is from RefSeq and is a predicted model, not a curated record. Gene Ontology annotation, biological process: peptidyl-threonine phosphorylation; peptidyl-serine phosphorylation.
CUGUCAGUGAUGUACUAGUUACUAUCUCACACAGAGUUGCUUUGAUCUGAGCAUCUAUCUCCUGAACUCAUUGGAAUAAAAGAGUCAUAUUUCCUGGAGCGUUUUUCCUGAAAACAAGAAUUGGAUGCCCUUCCACCUUUACACCUCCACCACAUUAACAGCAUGCAGCAGACACCAAACCCCUAUUCCCAGCAAUUGGACACAGUGAUUGGGAUCCUACCUCAAGUGCAGGCCGCAGUGAAGGAGAUGGUGGUGGAUAAUGGGAGGCCUCUCCAUCACUCUGAUGUCAUCUUACCAUACAGUAUCAGUCAAGAAACGCAGAAGAGCUUCUUUACAAAUAAGGAGGGGGACCAAAAGGCUUCACAAACUGCAACUUUUAGUUCCUCCAUAGAGGCUCCUUUAGAUUCUGUAACCAAUGGAUGUGUUUUGAAGAAGAAUGAAAAAGAGAGGACAUAUGAAAAACAAAGUCAACCAAUGUCACCCACAGAAACACUGAAACAUUUCCACUGUCAUCUCACAAAGUUUGAACUGAAGGAGAUCAUGGACUAUUCUGAGAUAUGGUACUUGGGUCUGGACACCAAAAAGAUUGAAGGCUCACAUGGGACAUCACUGAAUUCUGGCUAUGAUGAUGGGCAUGGUAAUUACAUUGUGGUUCCACAUGAUCAUAUUGCAUUCCGCUUUGAAGUUCUGGAGAUGAUUGGGAAAGGAUGCUUUGGCCAAGUCUUGAGAUGUCUUGAUCAUAAAACAAAUGAAGUAGUUGCAAUUAAAGUUAUCCGCAACAAGAAAAGAGUGAACCUGUAUGAACUAAUUAAGAAGAAUAAUUUUCAUGGCUUCAGUUUGGCACUGAUUCGUCGCAUAGCUCGCUCCUUACUUAAGUGUCUGCAGAUGUUACAAAGAGAGAAAAUCAUCCACUGUGACCUUAAACCGGAGAACAUCCUUUUGUGUCCAAAGAGCCAGGGAAAUAUUAAAGUGGUUGACUUUGGAUCCAGUUGCUAUGAACAGCAAAGAGUGUCCACCUACAUCCAAAGCCGCUUUUACCGCUCCCCGGAAGUGCUCCUUGGGCACCCUUACAGCAUGGCUAUUGAUAUGUGGAGUCUGGGCUGUAUCCUUGCAGAGCUCUAUACUGGUUACCCCCUUUUUCCAGGAGAGAGUGAAAUGGAGCAAAUUGCAUGCAUUGCUGAGGUGUUAGGACUGCCUCCCGAUUACUUUAUACAGACUGCAUCCAGACGGAGAGUAUUCUUUGGUUCCAAGGGAAACCUCAAGAAUAUUACUAACAGCAAGGGGAAAGUACAUCAUCCUAACUCAAAACACCUGGCUAGUGUUUUGAGGACAAAUGAUACUCUUUUCUUGGACUUCCUUAAGGGCUGUCUUAUGUGGGACCCGAGUGAGCGCAUGACACCUGAUGAGGCCAUGCAGCAUGAGUGGAUUCAGGAGAGUUUUCAAAAGACUGGCAUUAAAAUUCAGCCAGACAGAAAACCUGCUGACACACCAGACCAGACCAAGAAAGGCUCAUUCAGGAUGAACUGCGGCUGACUGUCUGACUUCAAACGUCAAUGACUGCCAGUGUCAGCCGGGAGGAGCUAGAAAAGACAGCCGCCUGCCCGGACGGCUGCAGUCUACCUAACCUGACUCAGACAUCGUGGGAAAUAAUGCAGAAUUUUGUUUGUAUUGAAUACAGUUUAAAUUCUCUUCCUAUUCAUUAAAAUGAACAUGAUGACUGACAAAAUAAAUUACUAUGAUGAUGUGUUAAUAAAUCAUUAUUGUCAUAGCCUACAUUUACAGGUCUGUAUU